Molecule: messenger RNA, 2070 nt
Organism: Doryrhamphus excisus (bluestripe pipefish)
Lineage: Eukaryota; Metazoa; Chordata; Actinopteri; Syngnathiformes; Syngnathidae
Source: RefSeq, a predicted model, not a curated record
GCGAAAGAUGGCGAGUGACGAUGACUCUAGAGAAGACAACGUUAGCCAAAUGGAAGUACAGACACUACUUUAACCUCGUUGAUGUCAAAGGAAAAAGAAGAAGAAGAAGAAGAAGAAGAGGAACAGACCAAAGAUAAAGGUUUGAAAACGUUCAGUCAUUUGAGGUAAUGUUUGUCUGGAACCAAAACAUCAUCAAUUGUCAAAGUUUUCAUUCUUAAACUACUUCUUAUUUUAGUACUUCUUAUUUUAGUACUUCUUAUAAUUGACUUAUUUCACCAGCCUGACUCAAUAAAAGCAUCUUGGUUGUAAUUACAAUCUGCUGCCACCUUCUGGUCAAAAGCAGGUUGUGCUUUCUGUGACGUCAUAACAAGGCUCCUGUGUUACCUGGUGAUGAUGAUGCAAACAUCAGAGCAGUUGGAGUUGGUGCCAAAAAUGAACACUUUCUUUCCCAGUUUCAGAAGCGUGGAGGUGAGGAACCUGGAUCAUAUCGUGAAGGAUGCGGAGGUCCACAUGGGCGACCUCUGCCGCCUGCUGGCGUCUUACGCCAAAGCGACCGCCAAGCUCCGAGACAAGGCGGACAAUCUGGUUGCUCGGCUCUUUGACUUUUCAAACACUGAAACCGCUGAGAUCCAGGAGGGACUGAAAACCCUUGCGGACGACCUCGCCGUGGUGCAGGACUACCGGCAGGCGGAGAUCGAGAGACUAGAGACUAAAGUUGUUGCUCCAUUAAAUGCAUACGGCGCCAUCAUUAAAAGUAUAAAGGCCAACAUGAAAAGGUGGAACGCCGAUCUCAACAGGGAGCUGAAGGAAUUACAGAAACUGGAAAAUAUCCGACUGAGGAACCCGGCAGACAGACACACCAUUUCUCAGGCUGAAGUGAAUGCCAGGAAAGCUUCCAGCAAUGCUCAGCACACCAUGAGGAACAUGGAGGAAAGCAUCCUGGACUUCCAAGAGCAGAAACUACACGAUGUCAAAAAGAUUUUCCUGGAAUUCAUCAGAGUGGAGAUGCUUUUCCAUGCCAAAGCCUUGGAAGUUUAUUCACGUACUCAUCACAGCUUGGAAGCAAUGAAUCCUGGAACUCAUCAGCAGCUUUUUAACGAAAGGUCAUUGAACACAUCUCCUGGUCAUGCCUCCUCUCCUGUGGCGUUCCCAACAGGCCAGAGCAUCAGACGUCAUUACCAGUAGAAGAAAUAUUCCCAUCAUGUUUUCACUGCUGCUACUGUGUCGCUAAUAAAUUCAUAAAUAGCAUCACUAUUUAGUACACUAAAGUAAUUACCCAAUUCCCUGUUGAUUACUAUGACAAAUGUUAUGUAUUGUUGGCAUUUGGAAGAAUAACAUUCGCUACAAAUGUGCUAAAAUACAAGGUCUGGGUACACAUAGUACAUUAAGUAUAAUACUUUGCAGCCUUGUCGCUAUAGUGGAAUACUGUUUAGCGUAUGAUAUGUAAACAACACAUGGCUCUGUUCUGUGGCAAUUCUCACGUAGUGGUCCUUCUUGCUAAAGGGGCUAAGCGCAGGGAUUUUAACCCUGGUUGCAAAUACUUUGACUUAUUGACGUCCACAUAUUCCUGUUUGGAACAAAAGAUUAUUAUUUCUUAAAAAAGGGAUCAGCAAAAAUAUAAAAAUAUAAAAAUAAAACAGUGGAUUGCAUCAUAAGCUAAAAAAAUGUGGAUCGCAACAUUUUUACCAGUCAUUGUCCAAGUCAAGUCAAACAACCAUUCACACUCACAUUCAUAACUAUGGAUAAUUUGGAGUGGCUAAUGUUUUUGUUUUUUUUUUAAACUUAAAACUUUUUUUAGGCCUAUUUUAGUGGGGUUGUUUUUAAGCCCCCGAAAUAAUUUGAUAUUUUUUAUUGAUUUUUUAUUGAUUUUUUUUUAUUUUUUAUUGAUUUUUUUUUUAUUGAUUUAUUUUGUAAAAAAAAAAAAAUCUGACAUAUUUUAUAUAAUAGGGCAAAAUGCAUAAUUAGGUAGAAAAAAAUAUAUACAUAAGUCGCACUGGAGUAUAAGUCGCAUUUUUUGUGGAUAAUUUAUUUUUACUAUUUUAUUAUAUUUUUUUUUACUAUUUUUUACUA